Molecule: messenger RNA, 2134 nt
Organism: Zerene cesonia (dogface butterfly)
Lineage: Eukaryota; Metazoa; Arthropoda; Insecta; Lepidoptera; Pieridae
Gene: Coq2
Product: 4-hydroxybenzoate polyprenyltransferase, mitochondrial
Exons: 7
Coding region: 284-1501 (405 amino acids)
Biological process (GO): ubiquinone biosynthetic process
Cellular component (GO): mitochondrial inner membrane
Source: RefSeq, a predicted model, not a curated record
GCGGACCUUUAAAGUUUCAAUUUUAUGAUAAAAAUUGUUUUCAUAAAUUUUUAUUUUCUUCACGAUUUCAGAUAAAAUUUUAUUUAAAAUAUCUGCAAUAAACAUUCUGUGCGUUAUCAUGGAAAUGCUAGAAACGUGAUCAGAUAUUGCAUAACAUUUUUUAAAAUUUUUUUGAUGCAUUGUUUAUAACCUUGGCAUUAUAAUAGGAAAUAAGUGUAAUUAAUUUUAAUUAGCCGACCUUGAGGCCAAGUCCAAGGCGUUUGCUAUUAAAAAAACCGGCGCGAUGUUAAACACUGGACUGCGUUACACGAAAAUGCAUUUGAAACCUCUCUUACGAAUCACUAGCUUAAACCUACCAAAGCAAAUAGCAAAUGUACAAAGAUUGUCCUGUUUAUGUGGACAAACAUAUGGCGAUCAGAGAAAAAUACUGUAUAGACUACAUUCAACGCAAAGCGAUCAACGAAGGCAGAAGGUUGUUAUUGAGACGAGCACACCGAAAAUUGUGAUAGAGAAGCUGAAAGAUGAUAAGUUAAGUGCGAGUAGUUUAAGUUUGAAUUGGAGGGAAAAGAUAGAUCCGUAUGUUAAGCUCGCUAGAUGGGACAAGCCUAUAGGGGUCUACCUCCUGUAUUUUCCCUGCUCAUGGUCAAUAGCCCUAGCCUCGAUCCCCGGCAAUGUGGAUUUCAACACCACGAUGUAUACCGCUGCACUGUUCCUGGCUGGAGCAGGGCUGAUGAGGGGGGCUGGGUGUACCAUAAACGACUUGUGGGACAGAGACGUUGACGCUAUGGUAGAAAGGACAAAAAAUAGACCACUCGUGUCCGGAGCUGUGUCGCAGACGCAGGCGAUCGGGUUCCUAGCGCUACAGCUCAGUUUGGCCCUAGGCAUCCUAUUGCAGUUGAAUUGCUAUAGUAUUGUACUUGGGGCUAGCAGCAUGCUGCUCGUAGUGACGUACCCGCUAGCGAAGCGAUUCACCCGCUACCCGCAAGUGUACCUGGGCUGCACGUUCAACUGGGGCGCCCUGCUGGGGUACAGCGCGCUGCAGGGCCACCUCGCGUGGGACGUGUGCGCGCCGCUGUACGCGGCCGCGCUGGCCUGGACGGUGCUCUACGACACGAUAUAUGCGCAUCAGGAUAAAUUGGACGACUCCCGGAUCGGCGUGAAGUCGACCGCGCUGACGUUCGGCGAGCGCACCAAGCCGGCGCUGUGUGGCGCGCUGCUGCUCAGCCUCGCCGGCUUCGCGCUCGCCGGACACGCCGCCGGCCUCGCCGCGCCCUACGCCGCCGCGCUCGCCGCCUACGCGGCGCACGCGGCGCGACAGAUAUAUACCCUGAAGCCAGACAACCCGGAAGAUUGCGCGAACAAAUUUAAAUCUAACUCGUGGGUCGGUCUUAUAAUACUGAUGGGCAUUUUAGGCGGAGGCUACAGUAAGUAUGUUGAGAACAGGGGCAAAUUUAGGGGCAACGAGGACAUGAGCUUAACAGAGAGCUGUGUUUUUGGUUGAAUCGGGGGGCUAGAGGCCCCGGAGGCCCCGGUGUAAUUAUGUACUGUUCAAGCCUUUGAUAUGGUAUUGAAGAUGGCGGUAUUAUAACGUGGGGCCCCGUGUAAACUGCGUCUUAUUUAAUAGUGUAAAUGUGGUUAUAGAUGUGCGAAUGUAUUCUGUUACUGGGGCCCCCCAAGUGAGUGUAUAGCAGCAUAGAACUGAGAGGUCCUAGGUUCAGUUCCCGGUGGGGACGCACAAAACGAAAAAUGUCUCGGUCUGACACAGAAGGCUGAUCACCUACUUGUCCAUAAAGAAAAUCGAUCAGUGAAUAUAUAGGUAUAUCAUUUGCCCCAUACCCCACUGGGGGACAUGGGACUUCGCUUAUCAAGAAAGCGUGUAUUUUAAUAGUUUUUUCAUGGAAAAGAAUUAUUUGAUAGCACAUUUAAGAUAAACCUACUUCUGUUAAUGUUUUAUGUUUAAUUAUAAGGCUGUGAUUGAUGUAAAUAGGGUUUCUUUUUUAUGUUCGCCAUAUUGCAGUUUUAUACAUACACUAUUGGUAUGCUCCGUCUUUGCCCGUGGUACAUAUAUAGGCUACCCGCUACUAGCUGCGCCCGCGGUUUCACCCGCGUAAGUCCAUAUCCUGUAGGAAUAUCG